Molecule: messenger RNA, 2290 nt
Organism: Annulohypoxylon truncatum
Lineage: Eukaryota; Fungi; Ascomycota; Sordariomycetes; Xylariales; Hypoxylaceae
Product: carbohydrate-binding module family 48 protein
Exons: 3
Coding region: 481-1851 (456 amino acids)
Biological process (GO): signal transduction
Cellular component (GO): cytoplasm; nucleotide-activated protein kinase complex; nucleus
Molecular function (GO): protein kinase binding
Source: RefSeq, a predicted model, not a curated record
GUUAUCAUGGAACGACGAGAGACUUGAAUCUGAGCCUGCUGAACCUCGUCCUUCCUCGUUUAGAUCUUCCCCCGUCUCCCCAAUCGUUCCCCCAUACAUCCCUCUCGCUGUCUCAUAGCCCCAACUACGCCAAAAGGGUCUCAUGACCAAUUUUUGCUUGCGGUGAUCCACGUCCCGUCAGUCCAUGCUGUCCAGUAUCGCUCAGCUUGAUUCACUCGAAGCAAAUCCCAUCAAAUCUCAUCAAAUCCCCUCUCGAGAAACUCGGUCACACCGCCUGGCCCUGCGGCACCCGCCCACGGCCACGACGCACGACGUACCGCAUCCCGCCCGUCAGCUUCCGACUUCCCCGCGAUUGAUCCAAUUCUGUGCCAAUUCGGUCCCUUGAAGUCUCAAUACCUUACGAACAACCCAAAAUAAGCCUAAGCCUAACGACUAGAGGGAGGAAUUUCUUUUCCUCCCCCGUCACCCCACGCCAAAACAAUGGGUAAUAACCCUUCCUCAACCUCGAAGCCGCCCACCCCCACUACAGCUUCGUCGCACGACUCCCCGCGAUCUUCCAAGAAGGAACCCAAGAACCUGGUAUCAAUACACAACCAACAGAUCAGGUCACCAGCUUCUCCCGAGGCUUCGACCAUCCAGGCAACCGGUACAUCUAUCAUUAACAAGACCUCCCAGUCGAGGCCGCUUUCCAUCCUCAACUCUUCCUCACCCUCCACUAGCUCUAACAACUCUUCUGCAAUUCCUAAAGCUCCCGAACCAAAGCCGAGGCCCGCCGGAUUCAAGGAUGAACACUCCAAACCUGUAGCAGUUCCCUUCUCCUAUUCCCACUCGGAACAGGACUCCUCAUACGCCCACGACUCCCAGUACGAGGAGAGUCUCAUAUCAGGCCCCACCUCUAGCAGCAUUCAAGAUAUGUCGUAUCAUACCAAUCGUCCACCGAGGUUGCCGCUUCCAAUUGAAGAAGAAAUCCAUACUCCUGGAUCGCCCAUUGUUGGCCCAAGUGACGCUGACGUCAAAUCUGUCGAUGAUGUACCGGUUCUUGACGAAACGAGUAGUAUACCACGACGUGCUUCGGGACUUAGCAAUGCUACUGAUGAAGAUGAUACUGAAGAACUUCGAGUUGACAAGACACGACCGACUAUACCAACCACUAUAGAGUGGUCGCGGGGUGGCCAGAAGGUUUACGUCACAGGAACACCGUUUCAGUGGAGUCGAAAGCAGCGUUUACUUCCAGCCAAGGAUAAGGAGGGCGUGUUGCGGACGAUAAUACCCGUUUUUCCAGGCACGCAUCACAUAAAAUUCUUGGUCGACGGGAAUAUGCAGACCUCGCCGGACUUACCCACCACCGUGGAUUUUGGAAACAACCUUGUUAACUACAUCGAGGUAAGUGGUGAGGACGCGGGCUCGAGGAAUGUACCUCUGGAUGCGGGCGUGCCCAAAUCCAACGAAGCCGCCCUGUCUCUUCCGUCGAGACAACCUUCCCACGAUGGCUCAGUCAAGGGUCCACAACCGAAAGUGAUAGAUCCAGUCGAGAGAUUCUCCUCGAAAAUCCCUCAGUAUCUAGAUGAUUUCGAUCAGCCUGAGGAGUCCUCGGCAUAUAGACUUUCCGCGAUGGCCUUGGAACGACUUCCGCCACCACCCAGUCUACCUGGUUUCUUAAGUAAACCGAUUAUGAAUAACAAUACGCUCAUCAAGGACGACAAUAGUGUACUGAACAUGCCGAAUCACACCAUACUAAACCAUCUAGCUACCUGUAGUAUCAAGAACAACGUUCUUGCCGUAUCGGCUACUACUCGAUAUCAGAGCAAGUAUGUAACAACAAUUAUUUACAAGGCGACGAAGAACGAGUAACGCUCUGCUCUCAGAGAAACGAACUGCGUCGAGUGUCCACGGGUGAUACUAUUUCGCAUUAUACAGGAGUUUAUCUUGAGAGGGUGAUACCUCUCGUGUGCUUGCUAUUAGGCUAAGGAAAAGGUCAUAUCUACAUACCUCGAACGGGACUGCGGUUUUUCUUGGAAUCUUGUACUGGCUAGUGCCAUGUAUUUCACAUUGUUUCGAGGGCAGAUUAUUCAAGAUCAAUUUUGGUUAUAGGUUGCUGGUGGAAGGCUCAACGCGCAAUGGCCCGCGCUAUGGAAAACCGGUUGUGACGAGAACAAUACGAUGACACGAAAUCAUAGAAGGAUGUAUACGAGGCAGGCCCAAAACCGCGCAAGCAAGGGAUAUAAAGUCUAUUUAGACGAUGUUCACAGCGAAUCGAAAGAGUCAUUGUAAUCACAGCUGAGCAUGUUGA